Molecule: messenger RNA, 1608 nt
Organism: Candidula unifasciata
Lineage: Eukaryota; Metazoa; Mollusca; Gastropoda; Stylommatophora; Geomitridae
Source: the annotation of a GenBank genome assembly
GGUGUGUGCUGCCAGGAUGGUCAACACUGCUGUCCUCCAAAUACUUACUGUGAUAUGAUUAAAAGGCAGUGUUAUAGGCAGAAUAAAGAUCAGUUAGAAGCAGAGAAUUGGAUUUUGGCAGACCGUGGCUUCUUGCAGAAAAGGGUUUCAUCUGGUGAUGUUAUAUGCCCAGGUGGCGCUGCUGUAUGUCCAGAUGACAACACAUGUUGCCAGUUGUCUACAGGGGAUUAUGGCUGUUGUCCCUUGCCAGAGGCUACCUGUUGUUCAGACCACACUCAUUGUUGUCCUCAAGACUAUAAAUGCAAUGUCACCGCUGGUACUUGCACAUUGGGUACUAAGGUACAAGACUGGCUAACUAAGACACCAGCAAAACUGCUGAAAGACCUUGUCUGCAAAGACAACUCUCACUGUCCUGCUGGAACUACUUGUUGUGAGUUAGAAUCAGGCCAGUAUGGUUGCUGCCCCUUGGUUUCAGUUGUGUGCCCUGGUGGUAAGUCACAGUGCCCUGAUGGAACUACAUGUUGCAAAAUGAAGUCUGGAGGCUACGGGUGUUGUCCAUACCAGCUUGCUACUUGCUGUUCUGAUGGCAUCCACUGCUGCCCUGAAGGUUUCAGAUGUGACUUGUCAGCUGGGUUUUGUGUUCGGGGGAAAGACAGCAUCAGCUGGUCAGAGAAAUUCCAAGCCACACCUAUAAAUGCUACAGUGACCUGUAAAGACAGCACUGUGUGUCCAAAUGGGAACACAUGCUGUGAAUUAGGAUCAAGUCACUAUGGAUGCUGCCCUCUGAAAGAGGCAGUGUGUUGCUCUGACCACACUCAUUGUUGUCCCCAAGGCUACCAGUGUGACGUCUUAUCUGGCACCUGUAAUAAAGGCAGUGAGGUCCUUGCCUGGCUAACUGGGAAACCGUCGAGAUCUGCACAAAAUGUCUCAUCUGAUUGUGUUUUCUGUAGAAAUGGCUCGGUAUGUCCGGAUGACAACACAUGUUGCCUAAUGACCUCUGGGGAAUAUGGCUGCUGCAACAUGCCCGGGGCCACAUGUUGUUCUGAUCACACCCAUUGUUGUCCACACGGCUACUCGUGCAAUGUCACAGCCAACAUUUGCCACUGGGGCAACCGUUAUGGCUGCUGCCCCUCAGGUUCACUUGUGUGUCCCGGUGGCAGAUACACUUGUCCUAAAGAGACCACAUGUUGUAAAACUCAGACCGAAGAAAUGGGCUGUUGUCCGUUGAAUAGUGCAACUUGUUGUGCCGAUGGCGCACACUGCUGCCCUUUUAAUUUUCAAUGUAACUUGUCGACUAUGACGUGUUUUCGAGGGACAGCAGUUAUAAAACUGCAAGUGAAAUUGACAGCAACACCGUCAAAUGUCACCGUAUCUUGUAACAACAGCACUGCCUGUCUGGACAUUUAUACCUGUUGUGACUCCGGACCAAGUCGGUAUGGAUGUUGCCCCAUGAGAGAGGCUGUGUGUUGCUCUGACCACAUCCAUUGCUGCCCUCAAGGCUACCACUGUGACGUCUCGGCUGGUACCUGUAUUAAAGGCAGUGAAACCGUUGCCUGGCUGACCAGGAAACCCGCAAGAUCUGCACCAAACGUUCAGAAGGGAGAUUAA